This is a messenger RNA of Solanum lycopersicum (tomato), 2606 nucleotides long. Its product is annotated as NADH dehydrogenase [ubiquinone] iron-sulfur protein 1, mitochondrial. NCBI's taxonomy places the organism in Eukaryota, Viridiplantae, Streptophyta, Magnoliopsida, Solanales, Solanaceae. Gene Ontology annotation, biological process: ATP synthesis coupled electron transport; cellular respiration. Gene Ontology annotation, cellular component: membrane. Gene Ontology annotation, molecular function: NADH dehydrogenase (ubiquinone) activity; iron-sulfur cluster binding. The record is from RefSeq and is a predicted model, not a curated record.
GCACAUCUGCUCUCCACACUCCAAAAACAAAUUUACUCUCUCCAUUUCUCCAUUCGAAUAACUGAAGAUCAAUCGCAAUGGGAUUAGGGUUACUCGCUUCUCGAGCCCUACGAUCUUCUAGAAUCAUUCGAAACUCUACCCGCACCAUCGUCUCCACGCCGGAGCUCAAAAACGCCGAUGCUGCCGCCGCCGCAGCAGCAGCUGCGGACGCACCAUCAGAUCUUCCGAAGAGAAACCCAGUUGGUGGUGCUCGAGUUCAUUUACCCAAUCCGGAUGAUGUUAUUGAGGUUUUCGUUGAUGGGUACCCGGUCAAAAUCCCUAAGGGUAUGACUGUGCUUCAGGCUUGUGAAAUUGCCGGAGUUGACAUUCCGAGAUUCUGUUAUCAUAGCCGACUUUCUAUUGCUGGAAAUUGCAGAAUGUGUCUUGUGGAGGUUGAGAAAUCUCCUAAGCCUGUUGCUUCUUGUGCCAUGCCUGCACUUCCAGGAAUGAAGAUCAAGACAGAUACACCUAUUGCCAAAAAGGCUCGUGAAGGAGUUAUGGAGUUCUUGCUUAUGAAUCAUCCACUUGAUUGCCCAAUUUGUGAUCAGGGAGGAGAAUGUGAUCUCCAGGAUCAAUCUAUGGCCUUUGGAUCCGACCGCGGGCGUUUCACUGAAAUGAAGAGAUCUGUGGUUGACAAGAAUUUGGGUCCAUUGGUGAAGACUGUGAUGACCCGGUGCAUCCAGUGUACAAGGUGUGUCAGGUUUGCAUCAGAAGUAGCUGGAGUGGAGGACCUUGGAAUGUUGGGUCGUGGUAGUGGAGAAGAAAUUGGAACUUAUGUUGAAAAGCUUAUGACAAGUGAGCUUUCAGGGAACGUGAUUGAUAUAUGUCCAGUAGGAGCCCUUACAUCAAAACCUUUUGCCUUCAAAGCCAGAAAUUGGGAGCUAAAGGGCACCGAAAGCAUUGAUGUGACUGAUGCUGUUGGUUCUAACAUCCGAAUUGAUAGUAGAGGUCCGGAGGUCAUGCGUGUUGUACCACGAUUAAAUGAGGACAUCAAUGAAGAAUGGAUAUCAGACAAAACACGAUUCUUUUAUGAUGGUCUGAAGAGGCAAAGGCUCAAUGACCCCAUGAUCCGUGGUGCUGAUGGACGAUUUCAGGCAGUGAGCUGGCGGGAUGCCCUAGCUAUUGUUGCUGAAGUCAUGCAUCAAAUUAAGCCAGAGGAAAUUGUUGGUGUUGCAGGAAAACUGUCUGACGCAGAAUCCAUGAUGGCACUGAAAGAUCUUUUGAACAAAAUGGGGUCAAACAACAUCUUUUGUGAAGGAAAUGGCAUGAGUCCAAAUGCUGACCUUCGUUCUGGAUAUAUUAUGAAUACCAGCAUUAGUGGCUUGGAGAAAGCAGAUGCUUUCCUCUUGGUUGGAACCCAGCCAAGAGUGGAAGCUGCUAUGGUGAACGCCAGAAUCCGCAAAACAGUUAAAGCUACAAAUGCUAAGGUAGGUUAUGUUGGGCCUGCUGCUGAUUUCAACUAUGAUCAUGAACAUCUUGGAACAGACCCUCAAACACUAGUUGAAAUUGCCAAGGGAAGCCAUCCAUUUUCCUCAGCUCUCAAAAAUGCUAAGAACCCAGUGAUCAUCGUCGGUGCUGGUGUGUUUGAUCGAGAUGAUAAGGAUGCUGUCUUUGCUGCCGUUGACACAAUUGCAAAGAACAAUAAUGUCGUGAGACCUGAUUGGAAUGGACUAAAUGUUUUGCUUCUGAAUGCUGCCCAAGCUGCCGCUCUUGAUCUUGGACUUGUGCCUGAAUCUGAUAAAUGCAUUGAGUCUGCAAAGUUUGUAUAUUUGAUGGGUGCUGAUGAUGUGAACUUGGACAAACUUCCAGAUGAUGCCUUUGUGGUUUACCAAGGUCACCAUGGUGAUCGCGGUGUGUAUCGUGCAAAUGUCAUUUUGCCAGCAUCUGCUUUCACAGAGAAAGAAGGAAUAUAUGAAAACACAGAAGGAUGCGCUCAGAUCACAAUGCCAGCAGUUCCCACUGUUGGCGACGCCAGGGAUGAUUGGAAGAUAGUAAGAGCGCUGUCUGAAGUGGCAGGUGUCGCAUUACCCUAUGAUAGUCUAGGUGCAAUCCGAUCUCGAAUUAAGACAGUAGCACCAAAUCUCCUAGAAGUGGAUGAGAGACAACCAGCCACAUUCUCAACUUCUUUGAGACCUGAAGUCAGCCAAAAAGUAAGUGCAACUCCAUUCACACCUGCCGUGGAGAAUUUCUACAUGACUGAUGCAAUUACUAGGGCAUCAAAGAUUAUGGCUCAGUGUAGUGCCUUGCUAAAGAAAUGAGCAUCGGGUAUCGGUACCUGUAAUAAGUUUCUUCCAUUCACUUUUUCCUGCCAGUGUUAUCAGUUUUAAAGUUGAUGGGUUUUUUUUGUAUUGAGAUCAAAAGAAGAGAGCAGAGAAGACUGUAAAUUGAUGUGCCACAGUGAAUGUCCUCAUAAAUGGCACCAACAACUUGGAUCUCUAGUUUGUACUUUUUUCUGUAAUUUAAUCAAGCAGGUUUGCUGUGAUUGUUGAGUUUUCCACACUAAGGUUGGACAAAACUGAAAUUCAUUCUCAGCACAAAUAUAUGAAACUGGAGAAACUCUUUUCUAA